AUGACAUCUAUCAUUACACUUGAUCUGUCAGAGAAUGAGCUGCAAGGAGAUUUGCCAUCCAUGGCUCAACUUUGCAAAUUAAAAGAAAUUGAUCUGUCAGGCAACACAUGGAAUCGAUCCAUAUCCCAAAUCCUAGAUAGUUUUUCUGGAUGUCUUUCUGAUAGGCUGAAGGUUUUGAAGAUUCAGGAUGGUCAAAUAUAUGGUCAUUUAACCAAUAAAAUUGGGCAGUUCAAAUCUCUGACCGAUCUUGAUCUAUCUUCUAAUUCAAUUUCUGGUCUAAUACCUGAAUCUUUGUGGCAGCUUGUUAAUUUGGAAUGGUUAAACAUUGGCAAUAAUCACAUGGAAGGUACUCUUUCAGAGGCUCACUUUGCUAAUACAACAAGUCUUAGAUCUUUUUAUGCCUCGAAUAACCCAUUAAUUUUAAAAGUAGAUCAGGAUUGGGUUCCUCCUUUUCAACUAGAAUCAUUGGAUAUGGGCUCUUGGCAUUUGGGGCCACGAUUUCCAUUGUGGGUACGGUCACAAAAGAAACUUUCCUAUUUGGGCUUAUAUAACACAAGUCUUGCAGAUGUCCUUCCCCUUUGGGUUUUCAACUUCUCCUCUGAAUUAGAAUACUUAGAUCUUUCUCAAAAUCAAAUGCACGGAAGGAUUCCCAAUCUGACGAAUAUGGGGACGCAGAAGUAUUUAGAAAUCGACCUGAGCCAAAACCACUUCGAGGGGCCAUUGCCUUUAGUAUCUUCCAAGGUAGUUAGACUAGAUCUUUCUGAUAAUCUACUUUCAGGAUCCAUUUCUCAAUUCUUGUGUAGCUCACCAAUUGAGCCAAUGAAAAUGGCAUCUCUCUAUCUUGCCAAAAAUCAAUUGUCAGGAAAUUUACCCAACUGUUGGAGUAAAUGGAACAAUAUAAAGGUCUUAAAUUUGAAUAACAAUAGCUUUGGUGGUGCUAUUCCUUCAUCCUUUGGUUCGUUGAUUUUCCUUCAAUCAUUGCAUCUUCGUAAUAACAACUUAUUUGGAAUAUUAUCUCUUUCUUCUUUACAGAAUUGUAUUAAUUUAGUUAUUCUGGAUCUUAGUUGGAAUAAAUUUGGGGGAAACGUUCCUACUUGGCUUGGAACAGGUCCUUCAAUGUUGAGGUUUCUUUUUGCUGGCUUCAAUGAGUUCCAUGGUCAUAUACCUAGGAAUUAUGUGCUCUCAAUUCCCUUCAAAUCUUGGAUCUUUCAAACAACAAACUGUUCGGCCCAAUACCAAAAUGUUUUAACAAUUUCUCUAAUAUGGCAAUAA
Ziziphus jujuba (common jujube) is the source of this 1272-nucleotide messenger RNA. Its product is annotated as receptor-like protein EIX1. Gene Ontology annotation, molecular function: protein binding. The transcript has a single exon. Bases 1 to 1272 code for a protein of 423 amino acids. NCBI's taxonomy places the organism in Eukaryota, Viridiplantae, Streptophyta, Magnoliopsida, Rosales, Rhamnaceae. The record is from RefSeq and is a predicted model, not a curated record.